AUGAAUCUUUUAUUUGUCUACUGUAAUAUCUUUUUGUAUAUAAUUGUGUCAUGUGAUGCUUCUGGAGCUGACAUAGCACUUGAUGCUAAGGCUACUUUGCUCCAUCGUAUAGAUAGUUUAAAUCUUUUAAUUUAUACAUGUCUUCUUACCCUGACCGUGCUUACAAUUUGGGUUUUUAAGCAUCGUCGUGUGAGCUGGCUCCACGAAACGGGCUUGGCUGUAAUAUAUGGUCUUAUAGUUGGUGCCAUUAUUCGAUAUGGAAGCAGUACAAAUGAAAUUACCUAUAUUGAUGCUCAUCCAGAUCCAGAUUCAAAAUAUAACCUGUCUGUUCCCCCAGAUAUGGUUAGGUUCCACUUUCCAGAUAAAAUUCAAGUAACAGGUGAUGGUCCGGUACCAAACAAAACAUAUGCCUACAGCUUUAGAGGAGAAAUUGUUAAUGUAGAACAGAAUGAAAUAGAUCUAAAAGCUACAUUUGAUCCUGAAAUAUUUUUCAAUAUUAUUCUUCCACCUAUUAUUUUCCAUGCAGGGUACUGUUUAAAAAGAAAAUACUUCUUUCGUAAUUUAGGUGCUAUAUUGACCUUUGCAAUGGUUGGGACAGCAUUAUCUGCAUUGGUUAUUGGGUCACUUAUGUAUGGUUUUGUUCAACUGAUGCCAGCAUCAUUGGCAUCAAGCUUCACAUUUUUAGACACACUCUACUUUGGGGCACUAAUCUCUCCAACAGACCCCUUAACAGUUCUUGCUAUUUUCUCACAGCUAAAGGUUGAUGUUAAUUUGUAUGCAAUGAUAUUUGGCGAAAGUGUCCUAAAUGAUGCAGUAGCCUUAGUACUUAGUGGAGCUAUUCAAAACUAUGAGAAGAGAUAUUCAACGGAUGGCGAGUUUGAAAUAACAGCGUUUUUACAAGCCAUAGGCGAUUUUAUCGGAAUAUUCAGCCUUUCUCUCAUUGUUGGAGCUCUCAUGGGUUGUUUCACAGCAUUGAUAUCCUUUUUAAUAUAUAAUAAUCGACAGUGA
This is a messenger RNA of Pieris macdunnoughi, 1008 nucleotides long. The record is from the annotation of a GenBank genome assembly. Lineage: Eukaryota; Metazoa; Arthropoda; Insecta; Lepidoptera; Pieridae.